AUGGGUUUAGAUCAUCCAGCAUUUACAUUAUCAGGAUUAUGUGCCAUUGGUGGUAUCAUGGGUUAUGUCCGUAAAGGGUCUUUCCCUUCAUUAGUUGCCGGAAUCACUUUUUCAGCCCUUUAUGGUGGUGCUGGUUAUUUAUUAAAACAAAAUGCUGAUUAUGGAUUGGAAUUAGCUUUAGGUACAAGUUCAAUAUUAUUAAUUGCUGGAUUAGCAAGAUCUAUCCCAACAAGUUUUUCUAAACCAAUCCCACUUGUUUUAUUGGUCUUGGGUGGUGCUUCAACUGCUUAUUAUGCUAAAAAAUAUAAUGAAUUUUAUCCAUUAUUUAGUUAG
Messenger RNA from Candida dubliniensis CD36, 333 nucleotides. RefSeq lists its product as uncharacterized. Gene Ontology annotation, cellular component: membrane. The record is from RefSeq and is a predicted model, not a curated record. The transcript has a single exon. The coding region runs from base 1 to 333 and encodes 110 amino acids. NCBI's taxonomy places the organism in Eukaryota, Fungi, Ascomycota, Pichiomycetes, Serinales, Debaryomycetaceae.